This is a messenger RNA of Coccomyxa subellipsoidea C-169, 1566 nucleotides long. RefSeq lists its product as hypothetical. The transcript is spliced from 12 exons. Gene Ontology annotation, molecular function: hydrolase activity, hydrolyzing O-glycosyl compounds. The record is from RefSeq and is a predicted model, not a curated record. NCBI's taxonomy places the organism in Eukaryota, Viridiplantae, Chlorophyta, Trebouxiophyceae, Coccomyxaceae. The coding region runs from base 1 to 1566 and encodes 521 amino acids. Gene Ontology annotation, biological process: carbohydrate metabolic process.
AUGAAGGGCAUAGGCUGGUAUGGCUUCAAUGCAGGACUGACAGCGCCAGGCAACCUGAGCAAGGGGUACGACAGCAUGUCGCAGGACUUCCCCACCAUUGUCUGGCGCUUGAAGGAGCUGGGCUUCAAUGCCAUCCGCCUCCCCUAUUCUUUCUCCCAUUUCCAGGACCCUCCAGCCGAUUACACCAGGAACUGCACAGAGGCGAGCAACUAUGUGGUCAGGAGCAGUCUUGUGCCCAAAAAGCUGCCCAACAUGAAACUCGCCCAGUACAGGCUGCCCAACGAUGACCCUCCCAGAGUCCCAGGCAGCAUCUGCAAUAUUGCCAUGCCUGGCCAGAGCACCCGCGCCCGCUACCUCUGGGUAGUGCAGUACCUGAUCUACCAGGGCUUCUAUGUGAACCUGGACUUCCACUCGAUUGGCGUGCAUGAGACGCUGGUCACCGGAGACACCCCCUUCAGCGGCGCAGAUGACUACACCCUCUAUGACAUGGACGGCUGGGUCGGCCUGUGGGUGGACCUUGUGAAGGAUGUGUUGGCUGACUCGCCAGAGGCCAAGGGGCGGCUGAUCAUUGACCUCAUCAAUGAACCCGAUGGCUACACCCUCACAUGGGAGGGCAACAAUGGCUACCCCAGCAUGAGCAUGUUAUACAUGCAUGCCAUGGAUGCGCUGUGGCCCAUCUGCCCUGACUGCCUCUUCCUGGUGGAAGGUACUGGACAAACAGGCAUUGGAGCUACCUGGGGCAAUGGGUUCGCGAUAGACCCCAAGCAGCUGGCGAUGGACCCAAAGGCCAGCAGUGCCAGGGGCUUCUUUGAGGCAGUUGUCAACAAGCCCUACAUCAACCAAGUCGUCCUAGCCCCUCACCUCUACUGCCCAAAGGUGUCUGGGCAGAAGGACUUCUACAAGCCGUCUCUGGGGCAGUACGAGGUGUACAACUACACCUUUGGCCACUUCACAGCGCCACCGGGAUUCUGCCACAAGGGCUCCUGCCACGUGUUCGCAGCCAUCAACGACGAGUUUGGGUCCACAUUCGACAGCAUAAUGGAGGCGCAGUGCUUCCAGGGCAUUGUGGACUGGAUGAAUGUGGCUGCCACUUCCAAGAAAUACCCCCACGCACCCAUGACCUCCUGGUUCUACUGGGCCUACAACCCAGACUCUGGAGGCACUGGAGGCAUUGUGGACACAGACAACUGGAGGGACAUCCACUGGCAGCCCAUCAACGCCCUGACUGGGGGGUCUGUGCAGUUCCCCACCGGCGUCGGCCUCAAGCCCUGGUACCUCACGGACUUCAAGCCCCCUGCCCUGCCAGGGCUGCAGCCGGGAACGCCGCUGAACCUGGUGCGCGAGCAGCUGCCGCUGAUCACACACAGAGCGCUGGUCCUUAUCAUCGCCAUGGGAUGCGCAUGCUUCGUUGCAGUCUCUUGCGCGCUGUGCACAAUGUGCUGGACGUGUGGCUGGUGCGAGCGAGUGCCAGUCAAAGAGGAGCCCAAGUUUGAAGAGGACACAGAAGCAGAGGAGGGCAAGGGCUUCUUGCCGCCAAUCCCGGAGGUCAGCGGGGUCCCCCACUGA